Amoebophrya sp. A120 is the source of this 2592-nucleotide messenger RNA. The record is from the annotation of a GenBank genome assembly. Lineage: Eukaryota; Dinophyceae; Syndiniales; Amoebophryaceae.
AGUUGUAAAAAGUUGCAACUUUAAGUCUGCGUGUCAGACAGGAAUAAAUUUGAACAUAUCUUUGGGUGGCAAUUUUUAUCUUCCGCUGUUGCUCCGACUGCAGCUGCCACCUUUGCUGCUCGUUGUUAGCUCACGAAUGAGAAGCUACUUGCGUAAAGAUGACUUCCUUCAUCUCCACCCGCGACACCUCCACCCCACCAACCCCGUUCACCUUCCAGCAAGCCAUCGAACUGGGCUACGCACCGGAUGGAGGGCUUUUCGUGCCAGAGACGUUCCAUGCCUUCACCGCAACAGAAAUUUUUGCCUACGUCGAGCGGGUAAACAACCAAGAAGGUUGUAAUUCAGCUACAGGAGAAAUAACAGCCGCGACACUCCCGCCACUGACCUACGCGGAGCUUGCCUUCGACAUCCUGAAAAGGUUUAUCAAAGAGGAGGAAAUCCCGAGAGAUGAUUUACGGGAAAUCUGCGAAUAUCCUGUGCAAAAGUAUCGUACUCGUAUAAAUGCAUUACAAACUUCCUCAGCAUGAGAAAUGAAAUUUGUAAUGCAGAUUUGCCUUGGAAACAAGAUCUGUAAUGCUAAACUUGCAUUUGUACGAGUACGAUACUUUUGCACAACAGAUGAGACGUCCCCAGUGAUAUAGCCGAACAGAUGAUAAACCCGUAACGCUUGUGGCUCGCUUGCGCGUCUUGUUCUACCGAACUAUGCACGGAGACGCAAAUAAGAUGUGAAGAACCCACUGAGUGGCGAGGGGAGAGAUGCAAUAGAGAUUACAACCACAGUCAGGAGAGUGUCUAGCUGCGGGUUGCGAGUUGCGCCUUGUUUGUGCGAAAGUAUUGAGACACGAACAAGUUUUGGCGUUUCGGUUUCGUAUCGUUGAUGUUUUUAGACGUAGAGUAGACCACGAUGACAAUUCGACGAUGACCGCCAUCGCUUCAAAGCGUGUGCUUUCUGCUGGCGGUCGGCCUGCGAAGAUUUGGCUCGGAUUCACUGAAGCACGAAGUAUCGUGCGCGAGGCAAAGCUGAAAAACAAGCCGGCUUUUUCGAACUGGUUGAAGCUGAAUCGUGGCUACGCAAUACCGUCGCAUCCGGAUGCUGCGUAUGCCACCAAGGGGUGGGCGGGCUACCGUGACUUUCUUGGCUACGGAAGUCGCAGGGCGUCGCGAAUCAGAUAUGGCUCGGGCGACGGAACCGCAGAUCCGUACCGGAGCUCGCUGUCAAGCAAGUACUAUGAGCAGCGAAUGGACGCAAUAAAUUUUGUGUGCGAUAGCAUUACAACUUCGACGGAGCUGCAUGAGCAUCAUAUUGAUGUCCGCGUCCUCCCCAUGUAUACUGCGGCAUCUCUUCUUUACAGGGUGCGGCCAUCGGCAGUCGACACUACUACCGAUGUUUCAAACCAAACGCCAGGCCUUGACCGCUGGCUGCCAGUCGUCAUACGCUCGUCGGGCGCUUCGCGGAAGGGAAACUGCCGUGCUAGUGACGGCGGUGAAAGGUGGUUGCAGCUCGGGGGUCGCGGAACAAACGCUGCGACGUCAACAUCCACAGUACAUGGCGAACAGGAAGCCGCGUCUCGAGCAGCGAAACUACCAGGGCAAUUACCGAGCGAAGUAGAGCGUUCAUACGCGAAGUUUUGGCGGUGCCGAUUCGACAGUUCUUCACCGUUGCUCGGUAUGCCAAUGGUUUGUGUAGUGCCAGAUUCACGGGAGCUGGUGCUGACAGGGUGUUCCGCAAGAGCAAAGAGUCAAUACACUCCGCAACUUCUCAAUUACUCCCUCGACUCUCAAACCACGAGCAGCGCUGCAGUUGUGAAGUUUCUACUGGAGCACUGGGAGACCCCCGGAUCGGGGCGCAAAAGGUCUUUCCACGACUGGAUGGAGUGUUUGACCACAAGCUCCAAGGAUUCCGCGCACCAAUGCGGUAUCGCUCGGAUCAACAAAAUGCUGUACGAACCGCUUGGACUCUCGUUCACCUUUGCACCUCACGAACAGGAGCGAAAUACGAUGUACAACACGCGGGUGGGCUCAUACCGCGUCAUUCAUCGGAAGGCGGUGAAGAUCAAGGCGGUGAAAGAGUACAAGCAUGCAGGGUAUCGCGUUCGACUGGAAUCUUCCAGGUGCCCUGACGGGCUUGUCUUCUCUGGAGAAAAGGCGAAUUUCGAAACAUUCGACUUUCUGAUCGCGUUUCACGGCGGGUCGGUCAGUGACGACACCAACGGGAUUUUCAUCAUUCCGCAAGAGGUGCUUGUGCGAAAUUUGAAAAUUGAGGACAAUGCUUUCUUCGCAUGGAUAACAUUGUACUCGCCGGAUACUAGUCCCAUCUUGUUGGACGCCAAGAGAAAUAAAGACUGGCAGGAACCAUUCUACAUCAAUUUCUCGGAUGUCGAGAACGAUACGGAAAAAGCACGCGCCGCUUUGGCAAAAGCGCGGCGUAUCUUCGAGGGGUAUGGCAAGACCGCAUGGAAGAAAAAGUAGAAAGCUCUCCGGCCACGACCGUUCUGGCAACGACGUGCAAUUCAUGUCACCGAGCGACUUGCCUUGGCCUUAUGAAUGGUGACGCGAUGGCAAUUGCGCCAGGAAAAUGGAUUUGCCGCCGGC